GAGAGUACGGCAUUUUUCUCGUGGGGUGGUGGCUAUGCCACGGAGGAAGUUCGCUGGCAAGCGGUGCAGACUUGGCUUGGGUGGGGGCUCGUGCUAUGGGGUUCUCUCCCAGGAGACAAAGAAUCAGCGUAUCACGCUGUUUUUCCGCGACUUCGACCAGCAGGCCAAGGAAAAUAUCCAGGAAAUGAAGAAGGAACUCGAUUCGCUUUUGCAAACAGCUGAGAAAGCGUUUACAGUAGAGCUGCUGAAGAUGCCGAUUGCCAUCAGGAAAGUGAAGAGAAAAGAUUUGCUUAGUUUGCGAGAAGGUGAGGAAGUGGCUCUUGCUGCUGCAGUGACUGACUGUUCUCUGGAAGACAUAGCAAAUCCAAAACUGGUGAGGACCAACAGCAAAAAAGUUAAGGUAACUACAAUUGUUGAAUAUGAAGAUGCCAAGCAUAUUUCUGCAAAGAAAAUAUCUAAAAAGAUCUCCAAAACAAAGUUGUUGGCUUCACUGUCACCUGGUUUAAAUGGCAAACUAAACCCUCUUUCUAGAUUUGGAAGCUGGACGCUGCCUUCUAGCACUGAUAAAGGACUGAAGGAACAUAGCUUCCACUAUUCAGCAGCUGCGGAGGACGCUCGCAGACGCCUCUCACAAAAAACAGAGGCAAGUACCCUCUUCCCUCCUGGAAAAACGGACGUGUGGGUUCAGGCUUAGGCUCAGCAUUUACAAUGCUUACUCAUUAAGAAUGUCUCAUUUAAGCUAGUCAUUAUCUUUAGAUUGCUGUUUAGAAAUAAACUCAUUUUUAUGUCUACUAUUGCUUUGUUAUUUAGGUUGCCUUUACAGCUGGUUCAACUUCCUAUACUGAUCUUGGUUACUAAAGCCAAGCAAGACCUAGAGAAUCACCACAGGGGUAAAGCCCGUGCCAGUCAAUCUGUUAUGUGUGGAAGGCAAGUGAUGUUGCCAGUAAUUGCCCUUGCGACAGCAGCUACUGGUCUAUGACAUAGCAUUAACAGCUGGUGUACUUCUCACUGUUCUUUACUGAAAUCUGUGAGAAGAAUUUAGUACUUGGUCGCCUACCAGUGGUCCUAGGUUCAUAAAUGAAAAAGACAUACUGCUACACAAAGUUACUAUGGAGGCUUGGGGGGAGGGGGAGUAUUCUUUUAUUCUUAUAGAAAUGGACUUCUUGGAGGGCAGCAAACUGAAAACACUUAUGUUGCUACUAUCCAUUGAUAAAUACAACCUUUUAUCUGUCGGUGCCCUCCACAUCCUUAAUAUGCACUAAUAAAAGAAAUACAGAAAGCAAAACCAUACUAAGAGAUCAGAAUACUGAUGUAAAAAUAAGGCAAACAUUAUGUUCUUGUUCUAGGAAUGUGUUCAAAUCAGAUCUGGCUUUGGACUUUUAAUGCAGUAUAGAUUGAAGCUAAGAUCUAACAAUGGGAGUUAGAAUAUUUUAUUUUUUUUUUAUGUUCUUGUAACUGAAGCUUUUUCAGGAGGUAGUACUUGUAAUCUAAUAAAUCAACAGGUUUUAUAUUUGCCUUGCAUUUGCACCUGAUAGUUCUGGAAAAAGUUAAAAGGUUUACAAGUUUCUAAUAAUUUACAGGUAUGAAAGGCUUUUUUUUUAAGUUGGGACAGCAAUUCUUACACUUUUAAAUUAAAAUAUAAUGGUAUAAACUGAACUUUUUCUAAACGUUCUAUUAUGGUUCUUUUUAUGUUUCUGACAUUAUAAGGGAUAACUUUGUUCUCGAUGCAUCUCAUGGAAGGGUGGUGAUUUCUAUUAUCCGUCCACAAUAUUUGUAUGUACUGUAAUAAAGGUAAUGUGCAUUUUUGUGGAACAGUCCUGUAAAGCCAAGAUCUUUCUUUUCAAUGUCUUUGAAAUAUUGUGCUAGUAACAGACAAUCUUUACUUUCAGAUGCAUGUUUCUAAGUUUGAUUCUCCUACAGGUGCUUCUUGUAAUGGUACUUCAGAUGUAUGAGACCUCCAAAUAAUAAAGCACGUGGUUUUGGGGUUUUGUUUUUUC
This is a messenger RNA of Melopsittacus undulatus (budgerigar), 1997 nucleotides long. RefSeq names its product borealin-2-like. The coding region runs from base 35 to 694 and encodes 219 amino acids. Gene Ontology annotation, biological process: mitotic sister chromatid segregation. The record is from RefSeq and is a predicted model, not a curated record. The transcript is spliced from 7 exons. NCBI's taxonomy places the organism in Eukaryota, Metazoa, Chordata, Aves, Psittaciformes, Psittaculidae. Gene Ontology annotation, cellular component: chromosome passenger complex; spindle midzone; chromosome, centromeric region.